This is a messenger RNA of Cyphellophora europaea CBS 101466, 1809 nucleotides long. RefSeq lists its product as uncharacterized. Gene Ontology annotation, cellular component: mitochondrion; acetolactate synthase complex. Gene Ontology annotation, biological process: L-valine biosynthetic process. Bases 1 to 1809 code for a protein of 602 amino acids. The record is from RefSeq and is a predicted model, not a curated record. The transcript has a single exon. Lineage: Eukaryota; Fungi; Ascomycota; Eurotiomycetes; Chaetothyriales; Cyphellophoraceae. Gene Ontology annotation, molecular function: acetolactate synthase activity; flavin adenine dinucleotide binding; thiamine pyrophosphate binding.
AUGGGCGACAUUGGUGAAACGAACACUAUGGUUACUGGAGCUUCUGCAAUAUUAACUGCUCUCGAGGAUGCUGGGAUAACGCACCUGUUUGUUAAUCUCGGGUCUGAUCACCCUGCUUUUCUGUCAGCAUUUGCUUCAAAAGAACAUGGCCUCAAAAUAUGCACUUCGCCAAAUGAGAUGAAUGCAUUGUCGGCAGCUUCAGGCUACGCUCAGAUAACUGGGAAGCCAGCAGCAGUUCUGGUUCAUGUGGAGUGCGGGACUCAAGCCCUUGCCGGUGCUGUUCAUAACAUCAGCAAGGGUCGCAUUCCGGCAGUCAUCCUCGCUGGAACUGUUCCAAUCACACAAGAAGGCGAACUCAAGGGCAGUCGAAACGAAUACAUCCACUGGAUACAAGACGUACCGAAUCAAAGAGCCAUUGUUGCACAGUAUAUGAGAUAUGAGCAUGAAAUACGAUCAGCACAUAAUGCCACCCAACUUCUAUUGAGAGCGGUCCAGUUUUCCACAUCGAGCCCUCAAGGACCCUCCUAUUUGAUCGCUGCACGGGAGACACUUGAGCAAGAAAUACCGUCUCCGAAAGCGAAUCCCACUUUGAGUGGCUCACAGAGCUACACAAAGACUCAACCAUUGGAGCUUAUGGGUCUCUCACCUACAGCGAUAACAUAUCUCACAGAUGUGCUGUUAAGCGCGCAACAACCCUUGAUCAUCACAAGCUACUGUGGCCGGUCCCAGCAAGGAUUUGACGCUCUACGUACUCUUGCAGAGCUCUGUAUACUGCCGGUUCAUGAGAAUGCACCGAUAUACAAUAACUUUCCAACAACAUCUUACCUUCAUCAAGGCCAUCAAUGGAAUGGUGGAGGUCAACUACCAGCACUAGCUGAAGCGGAUGUCGUGCUCGUGAUCGACUCGGACGUUCCUUGGAUCUCAGCUCAGUCCAAACCAGCACCAUCUGCUCGAGUGUUUCACUUGGACGUCGAUCCUCUUAAGGAAGGAACAACGCUGUGGUAUCUGCCUUGUAAGAAGAGGUGGAAGUGUGAUUCUGCUCUAGCGCUACAACAACUGGCGGACUCUAUACGGCUUUCCGCGUCUUUCUCCAGUUCCGAGGUACAAGAAAGCCUGACUCGUAGGAAACAGUUCUUACAACAGCGCUUUGAAGCCAGACAACAACGACUCAGUCAAGCCGAGGCGCCUCAAUCCGCGUCCAGACUUACAGUACCAUUCUUCAUGUCGCGUUUACGAGAAGCAACGAAAAGUCUGCGAGUCGUAGGCCUGAACGAAUCAACGACAAAUCUGGGUAACGUGGCCGACUUUUUACACCAUGAUCAAGCUCUUUCACUGAUUGGCAGUGGCGGUGGUGCGCUUGGCUGGUACUCGGGAGCUGCUGUAGGGGCAUCUCUUGCUCUACAGGAGCAAGGACGAUCCAAUGACCUCGUUGUUGCAUUCACUGGUGACGGAACAUGGCUAUUCGGAGUUCCUAGCUGCGCCUAUUGGAUGGCCAAAAGGUACAACACUCCCUUUCUUACGAUCAUUUGGAACAAUGGAGGUUGGGCAUCUCCAAAGAAUGCUUGCUUAAGAGUCCAUCCCGAGGUCCAAUCUAGACCCGGAUACAACAGCACAGAAUUGAGCAACGAUUUGAUGGUCGCGAUUGAUCCGUCGCCUGCAUUCGGCAAAAUUGCGGAGGGAGCUGGUAACGCAUGGUGGGCUGUUGCGAAGACUUAUGAUGAAGUAGAUAGUAUCUGCCAGACGGCCAUCAAGGUUGUACAGGAAGAACGUAGGUCUGCCGUGGUGGAAGUUGUCAUUGACAAAAUCUAG